This is a messenger RNA of Limulus polyphemus (Atlantic horseshoe crab), 535 nucleotides long. RefSeq names its product tyrosine protein-kinase src-2-like. The coding region runs from base 134 to 394 and encodes 86 amino acids. The record is from RefSeq and is a predicted model, not a curated record. Gene Ontology annotation, molecular function: protein binding. The transcript has 2 exons. NCBI's taxonomy places the organism in Eukaryota, Metazoa, Arthropoda, Merostomata, Xiphosura, Limulidae.
CAACCAUUAUCUGUAGACCUUAGAAAAUCGUAGAUAAAGACACAGGUUUUUAUCAUUUGGUCAGUUCUCGCUGCAAUUACUUUGAAACUGCUCUGUUGACGAUUCGGUAAACGUAUGAUGUUUAUUGUCUGUAAUGGAAGUAUGUAAAGCCACAAAAACGUAUUUUGCUCCUUUCAAAGAUGGCAAGAAAAGACCAGACGUCCUUGAAUUUGACAAAGACGAUGAAAUUGAAAUCCUAGAAAAACAGGGAACGACGUGGUGGGCAGCAAGGAGACUCAAAGAUGGGAAACUGGGAUUUGUUCCUGCUAAGUAUAUGAAGAUAACAAUCGAGAGGCACCCGCAGAUGAUACCGAUAUCUGUUUUAACCACCAAGCUGUAUUUGAACAUGAAAUAGACACAAUGACAGCAGAACGAAAAGUAAAUUCAACCUUUACACAAAUACACAUACGACGCAGGUGAUAAAUAGCUCACCUCACGGGUAGUUUUUCGUUUGUGCGUGUGUGUGGUAGCGUGGCUUAGUUACGUCACGUUUUGA